Zootermopsis nevadensis is the source of this 10939-nucleotide messenger RNA. The record is from RefSeq and is a predicted model, not a curated record. Lineage: Eukaryota; Metazoa; Arthropoda; Insecta; Blattodea; Termopsidae.
CCAUUUACAACAUCUGCAGACACAGCCUCAGAACCAACAAAAUGUUGAACUGGAGAAGAAAGUGAGGCGACAGAAGGAUAUGUUAGAGCAAAUGCUUAAUCAAAAGGUAGCAGGGCUAGUGCAGCUUCGCUUAACUCUUGCUGACAAGUUGAAAGACACAAUUACUCACCUCAAUACCUUGCAGUCACGCGUCCUAGAUGAUGAGUUGAUACGCUGGAAACGUGAACAACAACUGCAAGGCAAUGGGUCCCAGUUCAACAGUAACUUGGACAGCAUUCAGGAAUGGUGCGAGUCCUUGGCUGAAAUAAUCUGGCUUAACAGGCAGCAGAUAAAGGAAGCAGAGAGGCUAAAACAAAAAGUUGGACUCGAACCACCUGGUGUAGCAGACAUUUUACCAAAUCUCAACAAUCAGAUCACGCAGCUGUUAUCCUCACUAGUUACAAGUACGUUCAUUAUCGAGAAGCAGCCUCCACAGGUGAUGAAGACAAACACAAGGUUUACGUCAACAGUUCGAUUGUUGGUGGGUGGCAAACUUAAUGUUCACAUGACUCCACCUCAGGUUAAGGUAACCAUAAUAAGUGAAGCGCAGGCAAAUGCUCUUUUAAAAAAUGACAAAAUGGCAAAAGGUGAAGCAAGUGGUGACAUUCUAAACAACACUGGUACCAUGGAAUAUCAUCAAGCAACCCGCCAGCUUUCUGUCAGCUUCAGAAAUAUGCAGCUGAAGAAGAUCAAGCGAGCAGAGAAAAAGGGCACAGAAUCUGUAAUGGACGAGAAGUUUUCUCUUCUAUUUCAAUCACAGUUUUCUGUGGGGGGAGGAGAGUUGGUCUUCCAGGUGUGGACAUUAUCACUACCAGUAGUAGUAAUUGUGCAUGGAAAUCAGGAACCACAUGCAUGGGCAACUGUAACAUGGGACAAUGCAUUUGCUGAGCCAGGGCGUAUUCCAUUUGCUGUUCCUGACAAGGUAGCAUGGUUGCAAGUAGCAGAUGCUCUCAAUAUGAAAUUCAAGGCAGCCACGGGUCGGCUACUUACAGAAGAGAACCUUCGCUUCCUGGCUGAAAAGGCAUUCAGGGGUGGAGGUCAACAGCAAGUUGGAGAUUACAGCACCAUGAUGCUCAGUUGGUCCCAGUUUUGUAAGGAACCAUUACCAGAACGCAACUUCACCUUCUGGGAAUGGUUUUAUGCAGUUAUGAAGCUGACGCGGGAACACCUUAGAGGGCCUUGGAUUGAUGGUGCAAUAAUGGGGUUUAUACGCAAGAAACAAGCAGAGGAGUUGCUGUCUACAUGUGCCAAUGGAGUAUUUCUCCUUCGAUUCUCAGAUUCAGAACUUGGUGGUGUCACGAUUGCGUGGGUUGGAGAACAAGCUGAAGUGUUCAUGCUGCAGCCCUUUACAAGUAAGGACUUUGCCAUCCGUAGCUUAGCAGAUAGGAUCUCUGACCUUCAGCACCUUGUGUCUUUGUUUCCUGAUGUUCCUAAGGAGCAGGCAUUUGGAAAAUACUAUACACCGUACACAGAAAACCAGCCCACGACGAGCAAUGGUUAUGUGAAGCCACUGCUUGUAACACACGUUCCUGGUUGGGGUGGACCUGCAGGUUCUCUUGGAGGUGGGAGCUAUCCAUCCACUCCACAGAAUAUGUAUCAACCCCAGUCUCCAGAUCCCAGUGUGACACGAGAUACUCCGUCUGUUGCCAGUGCUGUCAGUGAUUCCGUCAGUAGUUUAACAACUGUUAUGGAAUUGUAAAAGCAAGUUUUCCAAACUUUUACGAAUGAUUCCACCAGUGCGUCCAUGACAGCUGAGCACAGGGUAUCAAAGUGAAGACACUGAAACAGAAGACCAGCAGAAUAUUUAACACAUCAUCAGAAGUUUAAUUUUUGUUUCCAGAAUGGAAGAAUACAAAGACUUUAAUAAGGCUAUACAUUGUACUGACUUACAUUAUAGCAGUUAUAUGUAGAUGAAGAAUAGAGGUUAGAAUGUGGAUGUGAUUUUGAAAUGACUUAUGUGAGUUUAGAUGUUUGUUGAAUGGAAUGGUUGAGUUUGUCCCAAGUUACAUGUUCAACUGAUGACUAGUCUAAUUGCCGAAGCCUUUGCUCUGACAUUGAUUCCUUGGCUAAUAUCAGCAAUUCUGUAACAUUGUCCACAUAUUUGGUAUUGUAUCUGUGUCAUGGGCCUUUCUGUAUCUGAUAGUUGAUACAAAUUGGAAAGCUGCACUGGCCGUGUUUGCUAAUUGUAUCUUUAAUGCUAACUAGCCUCUGAUGUUUGGUUGUUCCUUACUGAAUCCUUAUUCUGAACCACAGUAUAUUUGUGUCUGCCUGCCUAGUUUUCCAGACUUAUGUAAGCCUUUCAGUUAUAUCAUCUUCAUGCUAGUAGUCUGCUUUGCGACAUUUAUAUACAUUUAUUCUUCAUAAUCACAGCAAUUUGCCAAUGGUGAAUUAGUGCUUUAGGAUGUAAUAUGGUGGUUCUCUGAUUGCUGUAUUGUUUUCAUUGUUCAUUUAACAUCUACUUCAGGGAAAACAAUGUGUCCCGAAUUGAAAUUGAAUCUACUCCUUCAAGGGAUUCUAAAAUAUCUAAAUAUUGAAUUUUUAUAUUUUUUUGUGGAUGUUGUGCUGCAGGUUGAUAAAAAUGCAAGGUGCAGAAGCUUAUUUCUGUAACGUUCUGUCACAAGGUGACACAAAUUCCUAUUCAUCUCAGCUGCUAGCUCAGGACUUACCAGCUGCUCAUUAAAGUAUUUUUUCUUCUGCUGCUGUAAGUUCAAUCAUCGUAACCCUGAUACUGCUUCUGUGCAUAAAAAUUAGUACAAUGUUUCAGUCCUACUUCAUAAGCGAUUGCUGCAGUAAAUGCAGGAAUAAUGUGCGCUAUAAGAAACGGAUCAUGAAGUUAAUUUUUUCUCAGUUGUAAAUAUGGAGAUUAUUGCUGUUUUGUGAAUUGAGUUCUUUGGGCGGUUGCAGCACUUUUCCAGUGUAAUUUGGUUUGAUUUAAUAUAGGAUCUCUGUAUAGUCUCCCCCCCAAUAAAAGUAUUUUAUGGUAGUUAUCAGAUUAUUACCCAUUUUACAUUUCCAAAAGUAGAUUUAUUUUAAGCGUAGGCAUUCAAGUAUGCAGCCUGUAACAAAUACAUGCAUAUUUUAUGCAUACGUUUGUGUUAAAUUUUAGCAUCUGAUGGUGUUGCCUCAGAAGCACUACUCUGUAUGAAGAUGUACAUAACAUAAAAUAUUAAUGUUAUUGAAAUGAUGAAGAUUAUUUAAAACUUUUGUCUUAUCAGUAUUUAUUAGUGUACUUAUGGCUUCAUGUAAAUACGCUUUUUCGGUUUUUAUCAGAACUUAGAUUUACAGUUUGUUUAAAUGUUUGUGUAUUGUAGACACCAAAUUCCUUAUACUUUUUUUGUCCAUGGUUUAAUUAAUAUGGAUAAUGCAGCUGAUGGGCAUUCGUGGGUUGGUUUAAAACACAUGACAGAUUGAUACAUAUGUUGAUAAGAAAUGGUAAAACACUUUGAAUUCCUUUCUAAAAAUUAUUUAAUUGUUGGUACUUUUAAAACUGGAUUAACUGUUUCCAUAAAGUGGAAGGAUGUUAAUACAGAUAUUUAUCUCUCAUGAAUAAGCAACACUUACUUUAUUCUGAAUUGUUUGUUUUUAAGCUCAUAAUCAUUUCACUUUGUGACUCAAAAUUGUAUGAACUUGGGACAAGAACUUUCUCAACCUUUCACAAACAACACAUUUCCUAGAAUUAUAGAAGUUUGACAACAUACCCCAGUUGUGUGGUUUCUGUGCACAUGUAAUUGGUCAGGGAUGGCAAACAUUUUCACUGCUUUGCACAAGAUUGCAUCAGACCUUCCUUAACAAUAAGAAGUGGUGCCAGCAAUCCUCAUUGCUCUGUUACCGUUCUGAUGAACUUAAUGAGAUGUCUGCUGUUGCUCAUUUAGAGACAUUCCUUCAGUUCUUGGGUUAUGUAUCAUUAUUUUGAGAACACAAAUUUGUUUGUAAGGAACUUAAAAAUAUAUUAAAAUUAGCCGUCAUAUCUUAUAAGGAACUUAAAUAUGAUUUGAAUAUAUUUAACACAUGAGAUAAGUGAAAAUGAGCUGUGUUGAAAAUAAAAUUCAACAUUGUGUUAUGUUGUAGCUGUUUUUCUUUGGGUAACCGUACUUGGUAUUUGGGUUGGAAACAUGAAGUAACAGCAAAAAUUGAUCUUAGACACAUGUACACAAACAAGAAAAAUGCUAGGUUAUUGGUAUUAACAGAACCUGCACUUACCAGUGCCAAUUCAUGUCAGUGGUUUGCCAUCCCUGUGAUAGUGUUUCAACCAAAACCAGUGUGUAGAGUAUGUAUGAGAUACAUAAUUAACCCGAGUUCAGUAUAGGUGUUUUUUCUCUUUUGCUAAUCAACUGUCUCCCACAUGUGUUUCCAUACAAAUACAUUGGCUGGUGUCUCAUUCUUGCAGGUUUAUGUAAACCGUGCAAUGUAACUAUUAAAUAAACACUGUUUUACUGAUCACUAGGCUACAUGAAAAUUUUUUUGGUUGUUGAUGAUCAUUCCAAGCAUCUUGUUUACCUACUUGUAUCAUGACUCACCAUUGUGCUGUGAUCUUCAAGUAAUCUUACUCGAGUUACUGUGAAUUGCUGUACCCAAGUAAGAUCUAUGUUUAUUUCAAACCAGUCAAUACCUUUAAAAUCAGCUGUCGUCUGUGUUGUAACAACAUGUAGUCUGGUAAAAGUUUGCCGGUGUUUUCAAAGGUAUGUGCUGCCUUCGUCAUCAGGGCAGUGAUGGAGGCAGCAGUCUGUUACAUUGAGGAUAUCGGUUUUCAUAUUUUGCUUGUAGACUAUUCUCUGCCUGCAUUUAAUUUCUCUCUUUCCGUAUCUCUCUACCUUUCUUUACUUCUUUCUUUGUUUCCUUCUACUAUCCUUCUUUAUAUUUUAUAGUUUCUGAAAUGAUGACAGUGAGUGAGAUUGUACCUUUGCCAUCUCAUUUUCAUUCAUUUAUUUGAGUUGAAGUUGAAUGAAAUGUUUUCACAUCAUUGCAUUUAUUAGUUUUUAUUGUUUUAUAAACAGAUAUAUUUGUGAAAAUGGUUUUGUGUAGCCAGGACAGAGAAUUUUUAUUUUUAGAGUUUCAGAAAUAUAUAUAUAUUUGUAAAUUGAUGUAGUUGAGAAUAUGAUUGUUUCUUUACUAAGUUUGUUAUGGACUCAAUUUGGUUAAUUUUUAUUGUGAAAAUAAGGCAUGGUUUUAUUGGCAAUAUUAGACAAAUGCUGAUACAUCAGUAUAACCUGGUUAUAACAUUCUUUGAUAGACUUUUCUGUUCUUAUACUUUAAAGGACGAGUGUCUUAUGAAACUUUGGAUGAUUUAUCACAAUGCGUAAAACCUCACGAAUAUUGUGUGUAUACAUGCAUAUACAUUCAAUAUAAGAACACGUGAAAAUGCUUCUAUCAUGCAGUUGAGUAUCUGCUUAGAUUUAUGUGCAAUUAUGGCAUUAUAUAUUUGUAAAAAUUGCAUUUAAUUUCUACAAGGAUGCAGACAAAAUGAGAUAAUUAUUAGUAUUUUCCAGAAUAUGCAUACAUGUGCACAAUCUAAAAGUAACUGCGUUAAUUUAUCAGUAGCAUUAAUUUCCAUUAUUUCUAUUGGCAUGCACCAUUUGAUGUGUGUAUUAUUAUUCUGAACCAACAUUUUCUUAAACUUUUAUCCUAAGUUUAUAUUUAAAAUGGUUUGAAAAGCUAAAAACUUAGAUCUUUUUCAUGUGCAGUUUUGGCUAUUUGUUAUAUUUAUAUAGUGAAUCAAUUCCACAUUCAUGCUUCAUGCUUCUUAAAAAGUGAGUGUCAAGAUUAAUCAGUAAAACUUUUUCAUUUGAAGUAGGCAUACGUAAGACAUAAGUAAACUUACACCAGACUACAUAAGAAAUUGUAGGUCCAGGAUGUAUGUAUUAUAAAGUCAUAUUUUUGUAAGCCUAGAGACUUGAUUAUUUGAAAAUGUGGUUUAUAUUAUCCCUAGUAUUUUGAUAAAAUGUUUACAUCUAAAUUAUCCCCUCCCCCGGAUUUGACCAAAAUUACAUUUACAUUCCUCCAUUGUAGAUACAAAGAUUUUAAUGUAUGCACGCACAAAUAUUGCAGUGUGCUCAGUCACAUUUUUACAUUUAUUUAUGUCUGCUUUACGUAUUGCAAAGCCAGGUGUCAUUUUGUUCCUUUCUUGGAUGAAGUGUAAGAUUAUGUAUUUUAGUGUCAUGCACUUAUAACCUAAAAUUUGUUUUAAGGUGCUCCCAAAUGUUAUAGGUAACAUUCAGUCAUAUAAAUGUCUGAAAUUUGUUUGUGCAUGGUGUGUGAAUCAUUUACUCAAAUGAAGAAAAUGACCUCUUUUUUUAAUGACUGAGAAUUACUGAAUUUUAGGUUUAUGUGUUUUUUAUCCCUACGAUCUGAAUAGCUUUAAGCACAGAAUUAUAUAUAUUCACAUUUAUUAUUAAUUGAAUUACUAGUACAUACAUGAUAGAAACAGACACAAGAACAGUUAUAUAACACAUUAAAUAUAUCUUUAAAGGGUUUAUUUUAUUUUAUUUAUCUUUCUCUUCUGAAGAGUUCUUCAUUUUCUCGUACUGUUGAAUAAUGUUAUAAGAAGGUUAAGCAGGGGUACAGCAUUUUUUAAUAAAUGAAAGGACGCUCAGUAUUUAUAAGAUGCAUUUAGCUACAUUUAUUGAACAUUGCUUAUUGCUGUAUUCUUUUAUUUAUAGUUCCUAUUCACAGCUGAUGUAAGGUUGAAAUAUGCUGUAACCUUCUUUUUUCUCUGCAUACUGCUGGGUUUUGAUAUGUUCCAGUAGUGUCAGUGUUUGUCACUUGUGCCAGCUCUUAUCACAAAAGUGAUGUGGAGAUCCUCAUGUCAGAAAAUUAUUAUGAGUAUUAGAACAUGUCAGUCGUAAAUUACUGCAUAACUUUUUGAUUGUAGGAGAGUAGGAUCAUAUCAUAAAUAUCACAGAUAUGUAUGUCAUGAAUUAAUGGUUCUGCCCCCAGAAAGGUAGAAUCAGUUGAUAAUAUUUUGUAACUUGUGAUUACCUCAUUGUUUAAUGUGGACAAUGAUAAAAAUUGUUGGCAUGUUGGUUAAUGUUUCAGUCAUAUAGUAUAUGAAUGUAUUCUGUGUAAUACUGAUGUUUAGCCCUUUUACUGAUUCUGUAAACUAUCACUCUGCACAAAAAUCUACUUAAGUUAGUAAUUGGAAACAGGGUAACAUGGGAGCAAAGUCACAUGAAUAUCAUGGUACUUACAUAUUCAUUUUCAUGCGAUGUGCAAUCCUUACCCUAGUUAGCAUAGCUUUUUCUUUAUGGGGGGGACAUUGUUUACAACAUAAACUUUGGUACAUUUAUAUGAAAUGGUUCAUGUACCCACAGUUGGCAUUUUUAUUAGUGUGUACCAUUUAUUGAAAACUAGCAUUUAAGUAGUUCUUGUAUGCUGAAGGUUUAAUAGUUGAGUAACCCAUUGUACAUUUGAUGAGUUUGAAAAUUGUUUCUUUUAUGGCAGUAUUUUAAAUUGAAAUCUAGUGAGUACAUUCUGUGGACUGUUUACUAUUUUGAAGUGUACUUCAUGAAAAGUAAUACAUAUAUAAUACAGGUGUGUAAGUAGAAAAUAAACACCCAAAUAUAGUUUAUCAAGCCUUUACCAUACAAAGAUUAUUUAAAUACUUUAAUAUUGAGUGCAGUAAAGGAAGAUGUUUGUACAAAUAUAAAAUGUUGGCUGUACCAUAAAAUUAAAAUAUGGCAGCCUUCAUCUGUCAUACCAGCUGAAGUAAAUAUGGUUUUGUUUGGAUUGUUGGCUUAUGUUGUAAAGUAAAUGUUUUGUGUGACCAAGAGUCAAAUUUAAAAAAAAAUCUCUUAAAGAAGUAUCUUCAUCCAUUUGCUAGAUUGUCAUAUCAUUAUUAAAACAAGUUGUUAAUUGUGUGAAAUAUAGUAGGUCCAAUAAAUCAGUACCACUGUUUGCUCACAACCUUCGAUAUAUUUAUGCUGCCUCCAUGUCUAAGGCGACGGUAAAAUUGGGAACAUAACCUUUUUAUAUUGUGCUGGAGGCUGCACACAAAUGUGAUUGAAAUUGAUAAACAGUAGGCCCUUUCUAUAUGCUGCUAUCAGUUUGUUAUAACAAAUGAAAUUUUUAUAUAAAAAGUUAUUAACAGUGGAUCAUUUAAAUAAAUGGUCAUGCAGGAUGAUAGUAAAUAGUAAAUUCUGAAGCAUAUCUGAAAGAAAAUUAUAUUCUGAAUAUACUUUACUACUUAAGAGAAUUUAUUAUAUUUGUAAAAGUCUAUCUUUGGAAAAAGUAAUAGGUAGGAAUCUAGGAAGAUUAUGUAGGUGUUUCCGUUGCUGUAGUCGCUUGAAAAGUAAAGUCAAAUGAAUCAGAACCAGUUUUGAAGACCAUUUCUGAAGUUAGUUUGUUGGGGAAGGGGCGUGGCAUCACGUGCCCCUCCUGGAGCAUUUGAUCUUUUAAAGAGGUCUAUUUUUAGAGCUGUGCUCUGUUGUACUAGCAGUGGUAAUGAAUUGCAGGAAACAUUUGUUUUAAAACAGUAAAACUGUUAAUGAACAUUUAAAUGUACCGUUCAUGAAGUAGGAAUUAUCAUAGCAAGUGUAAUUAAUAUAUUCCCUCUUAUGUAUCUGUCAGUCUGAAUGUACCAGUUGUGAUCUCAUCCUGUCUUUAUUAUUUUUAAUAAUCUAUUGCCUUUUUAAAAUGGCAUUAUUUUCAUAUCAUUUGAAUUAAUAUGGACUUGGACUGUAUGAGAGAAAGAAAUGGAUAUAUAUACGCAGAACGAAUGUGUGGUUGAUCUAUUUUGGUGAAGAACCAAAAAGAUUUUUUGUCCCUCAUUCGUAUUUUUUGUCUCUAGAUUUAGUUACAGGUGUGAAUCCAGAAAGAAAAAUAUAAAAUAAUAAGAAAUUUAAUUUUUUUGGUUAUGAAUUUUAUUUGGCCUAUUAUUAUAGAAUGGAAUGCAGUAGAAUUCAGUUCUUCCCAGUAGAAGGUCUCAUAAACAUGCCAGUGAAAUGGAGUUGUAGAAUGUCAGCCAGUGCACUUCUGUAGGAAGCAGAGAACAGACUAGGCAAUUAUUAGAUAUAUUUUAUGUUUUGGUUAUUUUAAACAGACACUUCAUUGUUGGUGAAUGGAGUAAUAUGUCGGACAGUCUUGUGAGGUUGCAUUCUGACAAACCUUCAGUUCAGGUUUCAGAGGCAGUUUUAAGAUUUAAAGACUGUUAUACAGAAUUUUGUUCCCAUUUGUGGUCAAGGGCAGCAGAAUAUUUUGAAAGAUAGUCUAGCCUCUUUAAUUAACAUUCAAGCCUAUUUAUGGAAACUAUUCAAACAGAAAUUUAAAUGUUAAGUUUAGACACUGGAGUGGAUGGGAUGGAGGGUUUCUGAGUUGCAUUUUAGUGUGAACAGUUACAGGGAUCAAGAUUUUAAUAAUUUAUAGCAGUCUUGACACUUGGAGGAUAUCUGUUAUAUCCUGAGCAUGUUGAAUCCAUUUAAUCAUCAUCAUGAUACCAACUACAAAAUUAAUGCAUUCUUAAUGUCCCCCAUGAGUAAAUAAUUCACAUUAUGAAGCUCCUUAGGUUUUUUAAAGCUUCACUUUGAAGUUCAGUUCUGUUUUUCAGCAUUUAUUCUCAAAUGUCCUGAAUCUGAAUUCUUUUUCUACAUCAGAUGCAGAACUAUUAAGUCAUUUAUAGAAUUUAAUUUGUUCUUAAUUUCAUCAUUAAUAUAAUUUUGAUUUGUUGUUUUUGUUUGUCACCUUUAAAAUAUUUUUGCCAUGAAUAUAAUUCAAUUUUUUCUUACUAUUGUCAGAUUUUCAAAAGAUUAGUUAGCUGUUAUGUCCUGUAUUCUUGUGAGGAGAUAUGAAUAUUUACUUUGUGUUUAUACCACUGUUCUGUGAUAGUUUCUUUGUUCUUAGUAGUAUUUGUUCAUUAUUUCCUUUGUUUUGGAAUUUUACUCAUGUGAUAUAAAUCAAUGUUAACUGAAAUCUUUCCUUAUUUGCUUGUCAGAUAAGUGUCUGGAAUUGAUCUUCACCCCAUAUAAUCAUGGUAUUUAAUUUGGCUGUUGCUUUGUAUGUUAAAACUGAGAGUAGUAAAAGAACAUUGGUAACCGGUUUUCAUACUGUCUGCUGUUUGAUUCGUACAGAAGUAGUAUACUGGUUGAGAGAUGAUAAUACAUUUUUUCUUCACUUCUGCUCAGUUCUUAUUCUGGUAGAUGCUGAAUCUUUUUAUAUCUGUGUUAUAUUUUUUUUAUAGGAGUAAGUAGUUGUUCUGUGUUACUCUCAUAAACAUAUGUUUAUUUUGAUGUAUCUGAUUGAAAGCAGAGCAAGCUAUUGUAUACAUUCAACUUUGUGAUCUUCCUGCCAUCUAUUUUGUUAGGAUUGUCACGAAGGUUUAUUAUCUUAUAUGCCAGAACUUGUUUUGAGGUUGUACAUACACACGUUUUAUGUUCCUGUAUUGAAUAAAAGCCCACAGAGCAGUCUUCUUAUUAACCCAUGCAUUAGUGGAUAUCAAUUUGUUUCUGACUGUAUUACAACUUGGUUUAAUCUUAUAAACAUUUUUUUUUAUUAUUCCUUAAAUUUUACCUUGUCCACUGUUUUGUUAAGUUACUUGUAUUCAGUAUCAAUUCCUGCCAAGUUUGAACACAGUAUUAUCCUUUAACAAAUUUAUCUGUCUUUGUAUUUCCUUCUGCUAUAAUUUACAUGUAUUGUUAAUACAUUUUAACCAGAAAGGUAAUAAUUACCGUGGAAGGUAUUCAAAACAUCAACACUUCUACAUAUACCUAGGGGAUUUGUGUUGGAGUGACGGGACAGAUUGUUAAUAAUGAAAUAGGCGAGGAAUUUCAUUCUAUACAAUAAAUUUAUUUAAAUGAACUGAGAAAUGGUGUUGGAAGCACCGAGUGUUGAGAGUAACACAUUGAUUUGUUAGAUUCACAUUUUAACAUUGUUGCUUCAUGUACAUGUGUCAAUAAAGCAUAUCUUCUCCACA